AUGGCAAUUAGUAAGACCCGUGUAGGAGCUCCGAUAUCCGCCAAACCUAAAAAGUCAGAUGGGGACCAAUUCCUUCUGGCAAGAGGUUUAUCGGCACGGUACACCGGUGCCAACACUCCCCUCGUCGGCUUGACUUCCGAAGAAAUGGAGCGUGAUAUCCGUCACAUGGAAGCCUUUUCCAAUGCCUGCACGGCAUAUUCCCAGCAAUUCUACAUUUCUCAGAAUUCAAAUGACGGUGUUGAAGAUGGCAAGAGUACCAAAGCACUUGCAUCGCCUCCGAUUAUUGCGAUGCCAGUUCGCAUUGAUCCAGAGGAAGAGAAACGUCUCACCAAUUUGAGACAGAAGAUUCAACAAUGUGAAGCCCAGAGAGAGAUUAUGGAAUCACAGUAUUUGAGCUUGCGUGCACAUUAUGUGUACCUCUCAAAGAAGCUGAAAGCUUAUCGUGGUACCGUCAGCGGACAUGUUAAGUUCCUUCAAGAACAAGUUCAGAAGAGGGGCAAGUUGGUGGCAUUACAACGGGCACGACUUCAGAUUGCUCGUGAGGUAUUAGCUGCCUUGAUUCAUCGCCAAAGACUGACCAUAAGCGAGGCUGACGAUUCAACGGACCUGGUGGAAGUCUGGAACAAAAUUGAAGAGAAGUUCAAGAAGGCUGAAAAGGAUUGCCGUUCCUCAGGACUAGAAUCCUGGCAUGCAAUGAAGGUUCCUCAGGUUCCACCUGGGGUUCCACUCAUGCUCUCGCAGCUUGCAAAGCAGCCUGCACUUGCUAGUGCAUGGUCUGCUGGAGGUAUGUUUGGAUCUAAUAAAGAUACCAUGUGUUGGUUGGAACCUUUGGUGCCUCAGAACAAGGAUAAAUCGGAGCUAGUAGAAGAGUUACCUAAACUCAGAAAGAAAGUACAGGUGUUGCGUGAAAACUUGUAUAUGGAGGACGACAAGAGCAAAAGUUUUCAAACCGAGAUCAUAUCUUGUCGCAAGAAGAAUGACGAGUUGGUCGCGAUGAUGGCACUGUUACGAACAGAAACAGAGGCUGUUGUUGCCCGCCAUAAUAUUAUUCUGCAAAGUGAGGCGGCCAGGGAAGCUGCCGGUAAGCAACUCUCCGAAGAAGAAGUUGCAAACGGUGGGAACGAUGAGAAGGAUUCAGUUGUUGGUGAAAGUGCGGAAGAUGGAAACGCUGGAAAUGAAGUCCCUUUGGCAAGUAAAUCGGAAGACCCUGAGAGCUAUGGAGACGAUGAACGCGGUGCAGAAGAUGAAGAAGAGAUUGGGGGAUCAAAGCGCGCAUUAGAUGGGGAAAAUGGGUCUCCACGAAGCAAACGGAGAAAAUUGUAA
Molecule: messenger RNA, 1323 nt
Organism: Cylindrotheca closterium
Lineage: Eukaryota; Bacillariophyta; Bacillariophyceae; Bacillariales; Bacillariaceae
Source: the annotation of a GenBank genome assembly